Messenger RNA from Clunio marinus, 2403 nucleotides. The record is from the annotation of a GenBank genome assembly. Lineage: Eukaryota; Metazoa; Arthropoda; Insecta; Diptera; Chironomidae.
UUGAUUCCGAUAAGUUGAAAUAAGAUGAACAGAAAAUAAAAUCUUUUGAUUCACAUUAUAGAGAAUUAAAUUUGUGAAAUUAUUAAAAAAAUAUUUAUCAAAGAUGGCAAAACACUGGACAGAUUUGAUUUGGGAUUAUCUUGUAUUUAUCAUUGUUGUUGUUCUUGCGUCGGUCGUGCCAUUAUGGAGCAGAUUUUUUGGAAAUAAAAAAACUCGUACAAAGGCGGAUUAUGUGUUUGCAACUGGUAGCGUUUCCAUCAUCUCAAUGAUGUUGUCGGUUGCUCGAGGGACAUUAGGUGUCAGAUCAAUCAUAGGCUUUCCAAGUGAGUUUUAUUAUCGUGGAUCAGGCAUGUGGGAGACAGUUUACGGAAUGGUUGCUGCUUAUCCAAUUGUAUGCUUUUUAUUCAUCCCAGUUUACUUUAAUCUUGGAAUCACAUCAGUUUAUCAGUAUAUUGAAUUACGUUUCAAGAGUCGAUUUGUUCGUCGUCUCGCUUCGGCUACUUACGCUCUACGUUCGAUAUUGAAUCUUGGAGUGACUGUUUUCACACCGACAGUUGCACUUUACACUAUCAUGGGAAUUCCCGUGUGGAUGUCGCUCGUGGCAAUCACAAGCAUCAGCAUUGGAUUUAAUCUUCUCGGUGGAUUAAAAGCUGCGAUAACUGCUGAUGUUAUCCAAGUUUUAGUGACAAUCGCUGUAUCUGCUGCAAUCAUAAUUCAAACGAUGAUCGAAUCAGGCGGUGCAGGAAAUGUUAUUAAAAAAAAUCUUGAUGGCGGUCGAUUAGAUUUUUUCAAUUUCACUGGCGAUCUUACAGUACGUGUUGAUACAACAUCAGCUUUAAUUGGACAACUUUUUAUGUCGAUGAGUCUGUUUGGUUGUCAACAAAACUUUGUUCAACGCUACAUGAGCAUGAAAAGUUUCAAACAAGUUUCAAAAAUGAUGAUGUUGAACAUUCCCGUUAUCACUGUUCUAUUCUCGUUAUCAUGGGUUGUCGGCAUGGGCAUUUAUGCAGCUUACUCAGAAUGUGAUCCAUUGAAGUUCGGUUAUACAAAGUCAGCAGACGCUAUUCUUCCAUUCUUUGUUGAAGAUAAAUAUUCGUUUGUGCCGGGAUUGAUGGGAAUCUUCUUGUCAACAUUAUUCAACGGUGCACUAAUUCUUAACAUCUCCAAUCUCAACUCGCUUGCAACAGUCACAUGGGAAGAUUUCUUAUCGAACUUGCCAUAUUUUAGAAAUAUGGAUGAUAAGAAACAACUUCGAAUCAUUAAGCUAAUUGGUUCCAUUUAUGGUCUCAUGAUUAUGGGUGUUGGAUUUCUUGUUCAAUUAUUGUCAGGCGUCAUUGAAAGCGCUCAACUUAUGACAAGUGCAACAAGUGGACCUUUACUAGGAGUUUUCCUUCUUGCUAUUUGCGUUCCUUUUGCUAAUUGGAAAGGUGCAGCCACGGGAAUGAUUAUAUCGCAUGUCACUGUUAUGUACUUGACGUUUGCACAUUUAACAAUUGACACGACAUCUGCGGAGUUUUUGGAAACAUCAAUUGCUGGUUGCACUAAUUCAUCAUUUUCAAGUUCAAUAAUAAGGCCUGGAAAAACAAUGUUCCUUGAACUUGUCCAACCGCUUGAAACUUCGAACAUGUUUGAGACGCAAAAUUUGAUUGAAUCUACUUUAGCUCCACCAACAGAAAAUGGUUUCCCACAAAACCUUUAUGCAGUCUCUUACAUGUACUACAGUUUUUUGGGAACUGCUCUAACAGUUAUCCUUGGAUCCAUCAUAAGUCUUUUGACAUUUUCAAAAGCCGAUACUUUCGAUUCAAAAUAUGUUCAUCCAGUUGUUUAUAAAAUUUCAAAGUUCUUCAAAGUGUCUGAGAGACUUUUCUCAGAUGAACAUAAAGAAUCAACUGUUAAAAAUAGUGAGUUGAGAGAACCAGUUGAACAACAUUUCAACAAAGCAUUUGAUGUGAAAAGUGAAAAUAACAUUGAAGCUUUUGAUGAAGAUGAAGUUAAUAAUAGUGCAAAGUUUAAGAAGAAUUUAGUUUACAAGUCUGACCUGCGCCCUAAAGAUACUUACAAAAGUCCUGUGGAAAAUUAUAAAAAGCUUGACGAAGACUCGAUAUUACCAUAAGCAAGAAUUAUAAGUACAAGUUUUUUAUGCAAGUUUCUUGUAUAAGUUUAUGCUACAAAACAUAAGCUUGUACAAGCAUCUUAUAAGAUUUGUAUUGGAAUUUUAAAUUUAUAGAAACUGUUACAAAUCGUAACAAACGUCCACAUGAUACAAAAUUAUUUAUUAUCUGUGAUGGAUAAGCAUCCUACAUAGCUAGUGUCUUAUUGUAGUAUUAAGUAACUUUAACUCUCAUAUUAAAUAUGCAGAAAUAAGGAAGACUCGGCAUUAAGUUUUAUAACUUUCUAUGGGUU